AUGCAGUCGUACAGAACCUGUGUUGUUGGAGAUCCAUCCUCAUUGGUCAGUGUUGAGGAUGUUCGUAAUGCAGUUAAUUGUGAAGCGGGGUGUUUCCCCAACCGUUUCGUUGUAAACAUCUCCGCUGAUUUGUACGAAAAGUUACGAGCUGCCGAUGCGACGACAGAUUACGAGGUCCAUAGCGACGUUUGUGAUGAAUCCUUUUUUGCUGUCGGAGAUACAUCCGGCAUCAAAGGUUUAUUUGCAAUUUCUCAUGAUCCAUUCGUAAACCCUGUCAAUGGCGACGCACCUAGCACAGAGCAUGGCGAUCGUUUAGCAAGUUCCAACCCAAAGGUCGAAGACGAAUGGAACGUCGAUUGGGAGGAUUACAUGAUGACCAUUCUAAAUGAUCCAACGCUGCAGGUCGACCAGGAAUCUUUUCCCCUGUAUUUGAUGUUUGGCAGGAUUCCAGAGGAAGAUUCCGUGCUUUCGAUCUUUGGAAUUCCCUCUGAAGAUUCAUUAGCGUUUUCCGCCUUAAUCCUCCGAUCGAGGGAUUGUUGCUCCUCAUCAAAUAGUGUCUUGUAA
Mitosporidium daphniae is the source of this 564-nucleotide messenger RNA. RefSeq lists its product as uncharacterized. The transcript is spliced from 2 exons. Bases 1 to 564 code for a protein of 187 amino acids. Lineage: Eukaryota; Fungi; Microsporidia. The record is from RefSeq and is a predicted model, not a curated record.